Molecule: messenger RNA, 592 nt
Organism: Trifolium pratense (red clover)
Lineage: Eukaryota; Viridiplantae; Streptophyta; Magnoliopsida; Fabales; Fabaceae
Exons: 2
Coding region: 32-565 (177 amino acids)
Source: RefSeq, a predicted model, not a curated record
CAUAAGUUUUUGGAAUGAAAGAUGGAUUGGAAUGGAGCCUUUUUGUGACUUGUAUCCCGCUUUGUUCGUAAAAACAGUUCAUCAAAAUGCCACUAUUUCGACCAUGGGGACAUGGGAUAAUAAUAUUUGGUCGUGGAAGCUUGAUUGGACAGACCUGCUUACCGAAACAGAAACUGUAGCAGCUGCAGAAUUAUUUUUACUAUUGGAACAGGUGCAGCCUUGCAGGAACAUUGCUGAUAGACGCCGGUGGAUCCCGAACACGGCGGGUAUUUUUUCAGUUCAAUCCGCUUAUGCGGUUCUGCUGAAGAGAGUUAACUUGGUGGAAAUUGAGCCAAAAACAUUGUCAGCUUUGAAGGAUCUUUGGAAUAAUAAUGUUCCGACGAAAGUUAGCAUUUUUGGUUGGAGGUUGUUAUUAGAUAAAUUACCAACAAGGGAGACUCUUUUCAAUAGAGGUGGAUGGACAGAAACUGCUUAUCUUUUGAAGAUAUCCCUCAACAUUUUAUUUUGUUUGGAGACAUUGCAAGAGGUAAACUUAGCAAAGGAUUCCGACAUGUUAUUUGGUUAGCGACGACAUGGAGCAUAUGGCGUAUGC